Molecule: messenger RNA, 736 nt
Organism: Cyprinodon tularosa
Lineage: Eukaryota; Metazoa; Chordata; Actinopteri; Cyprinodontiformes; Cyprinodontidae
Product: DNA-binding protein inhibitor ID-2-like
Exons: 1
Coding region: 16-414 (132 amino acids)
Biological process (GO): circadian regulation of gene expression; cell differentiation; negative regulation of transcription by RNA polymerase II
Cellular component (GO): cytoplasm; nucleus
Molecular function (GO): transcription regulator activity; protein dimerization activity
Source: RefSeq, a predicted model, not a curated record
UUCCACCCCAGCAGAAUGAAAGCAAUAAGCCCUGUUCGGUCCUUCCGGAAAACCGGCACAAAUUUCUCGGAGCACUCCCUGGGAAUCUCCCGGAGCAAGACCCCGGUGGACGACCCGCUCAGCCUGCUCUACAACAUGAACGACUGCUACUCCAAGCUGAAGGAGCUGGUUCCCAGUAUCCAGCAGAACAAGAACGUCAGCAAGAUGGAAAUCCUGCAGCAUGUCAUCGACUACAUCCUGGACCUGCAGAUCGCGCUGGACUCCAGCCUGCAUCACCCCGCGGCGCGGCCGGGGCAGAGCGCGUCCAGGACCCCUCUGACCGCGCUCAACACAGACAUCAGCAUCCUGUCAUUACAGUCUCCGGAGUUUCCGUCAGAGCUGCUGACAGACGACAGCCAGACUCUGCAUCGUUAACGCGGUGUUUGGUCAAGACACAGAAAACACACACAGGACCUGAGGAGCAGGACUCCCCCCCCCCCUUCUACUCCUCCUCUUCCUCCAGGCCUGGAUUUUAUUUUAUUUUUUUCUGAAAUCAAGAGACUUUUGCUUAUUAUGGGACAAUCUGAUGUGAUGUGUUUUUCUGUUUGGACACCUAAUUAUUAUUAUUAUAAUUAUUAUUAUUAUUUAAUUUAAGACUUCUUAUUUGUGGGUCCUUUCUGGAAAUGGAAGGUGCGUUAUAUGGGAUUAUUUCCCCUCCCUCUACCUUAACCUCCCCCCCUCCCCUCCCCUCUCUCCC